Molecule: messenger RNA, 1691 nt
Organism: Dermatophagoides pteronyssinus (European house dust mite)
Lineage: Eukaryota; Metazoa; Arthropoda; Arachnida; Sarcoptiformes; Pyroglyphidae
Source: RefSeq, a predicted model, not a curated record
CAAAAAUUGAAAAAAAUGAAAAUAUUUUCAACAUUAAUGGCACGUUUACCACGUCCAUAUCAUUUUUCAAAUUAUCCGGAACGAUUUAUACGAAAUCAAACUGAAUUUAUUGAAUGGAAAACACCACCAUUACCAAAUUAUCAGCCAAAAACAGUUCGUUAUCGAAAAAAUGCCUAUUAUGAUAUACAUCGUCCAUGGACAACAGAUUUUCAAGAUCAAAAUGCACCGAAUAUUAAACAUCCGAAAAUUUUUAUCGAACCAAUGAGACAAUUUCCAAUAUUUGUUGGUGAUAUUGUACAGAUAAUGCGUGGAAAAGAUCGUGGUAAACAAGGAACAGUAAACUAUGUUGUUGAACAACGAAAUUGGGUUUGCGUUCGUGGCCUUAAUCUUAAAUAUCGUAUGGCACAACGUGAUCGUUCAUUUGCCGGAAUGUUAAAUGCAACUGAAGAUCCAUUAUUGGUACCACGUGAUGUAUCAUUAGUCGAUCCAGAAGAUAAUCAACCUACAUCGAUUGAAUGGCGUUACGAUGAAGAAGGUAAUCAGGUUCGUGUUAGUAAACGUACUGGUCGUAUUAUACCGAUUCCACGUCGUGCAUAUGAAACACGUGAUUUUACCGUACCUGAAGCAUAUAAAGAUCAACCAAAAGAUACAGCACCAGAUGAAGUAAUUCGAGCAACUUUUAAACCGACAUUGAAAACAUUCGAAAUGGAAAUUAUGGAAGAUCAUGGCAUUGAAGAACAACGUAUACCAUAUCCAAUGUAUUGGUAUUAGAUGAUUAGAUUUUUCCUCAAAUAUUCUGUCUAUGGAAUCCUUCAAUCGAUUGUAGUCAAUUUUUUUGUACAUUUUAAAUUGUUAUUUAAUAAAAAAAAUUAAAAAAUUUCAAAGAAUAUUUGCGACUAUUUGAUGAUUACGGCUUUUAUAACUGGAUCAUCUAAUAACAACAACAAUAAUAGUAAAAGCCAAGCAACGAUUUUAAAUUCAAACAUCUUUGAACAAAUUAGUCCAUUCAGUCUGGCUAGUCGACGAAGUGCAUUUUCGCCUUACAGGCCAUCAACUGUAUUGACCAAUUUACAACGGGGUAAUAUACAAACACAAACAUCAAAUGAACCAGUUUAUCGUAGCGUACAUCAAUUAGCUGCAUUAGGUGAAUUAUUUCUAUGUCAUUUAGAUGAUAAAAUUGUCAAUAAAAUCGAUGAAAAAGGAUUAACACCAUUAUUAUGGGCUGCUUCUUAUGGUCAAUUAGCAUCGAUACAAACUUUACAACAACAUGGAGCUAAUAUACAUUUUCGUGGACCAACCGGUGAAAAUGCUUUAAUGUUAGCAGCAUCAAAUGGACAUUUGGCUGUUAUUAAAUAUCUGAUUUCAUUGGGCAUCGAUUUGGAUCAAACAGAUGAAGAUGGUAACACAGCAUUAAUGUAUGCUAUUUAUGGUGAUCAUAAAAAUUGUGUACAAGAAUUGUUAAAUCAUAAUGCCGAUAUAACCAUUGAGAAUAGUAAUCUGGAUACAGCUUAUUCGAUUGCUGUUGAACAAAAUCUUCACACAGUUCGCGAACUAUUGGAAACCUAUACAUUGAAUUUAUUGAAUCACUAAAUGAGCUUUAUUGGAAACACAUACACACACUGUUUAUUUUUUUCAUUUUAUUUUACAAAUUAAAAAAAAGAAAAGAAAGAUGACCAUCAUCAUCACCAACA